Strongylus vulgaris is the source of this 357-nucleotide messenger RNA. Lineage: Eukaryota; Metazoa; Nematoda; Chromadorea; Rhabditida; Strongylidae. The record is from the annotation of a GenBank genome assembly.
CCUGAAGAGUUAAACGAUAGCCAAAGGCGAGCUGUCAGUGCUGCCCUCAACAAAAGGCGCCCAUUUGUGACCAUUCAGGGCCCGCCAGGAACAGGUAAAACUAGAGUUGUGGCGGAGAUAGUGCGGCAAUUGUACAAGAAGAAGCAAAAGAUUUUGGUAUGUGCGCCUUCCCAUGUAGCUAUAGAAAAAGUAAUGUCAGAGGUACUAAAAUAUUUUGACGACCCUGAAUAUGUUGAAGAUUCACUUGUUGACAAGGAGAAGGAUUUGAUUGCUAAUGCUGAAACAAUUGAGGACGCGAUCUGCUCCCAUGACAGAUACAUGGAUCUUUGUGAAUUAUUUGAUAGAAUGGUCCAUUAG